Rattus norvegicus (Norway rat) is the source of this 4559-nucleotide messenger RNA. RefSeq names its product solute carrier family 44 member 1 (gene Slc44a1). The record is from RefSeq and is a predicted model, not a curated record. Gene Ontology annotation, biological process: transmembrane transport. Gene Ontology annotation, cellular component: plasma membrane; mitochondrial outer membrane. NCBI's taxonomy places the organism in Eukaryota, Metazoa, Chordata, Mammalia, Rodentia, Muridae. Gene Ontology annotation, molecular function: transmembrane transporter activity.
GGAGCAGCUGCAGCAGCAGGAGCGGAGCCGGAGCCGCGCAGCCGCCGCCGCCGGGGGAUGUGGCCGGCGCCUGCCCCGAACCGCGCCGCCUCCUGAGUUCUUGCCGCCGUCGCCGUCGCUGCCGUCGCCGCCGAGUCGUGCGGGGCCAGGCCGCGCCCUCCCCGGGCGCCCGCCGGCUCGCAUGCCGAGGGGCUCCGGGGCGUAGCUGCGCGCCCGGCGCCGCCUCCGGGCUCCUCCGGCCCCGCCAUGGGCUGCUGCAGCUCCGCCUCCGCCGCGCAGAGCUCCAAACGAGAAUGGAAGCCGUUGGAGGACCGUAGCUGCACAGACAUACCAUGGCUGCUGCUCUUCGUUCUGUUCUGCAUUGGGAUGGGAUUUAUUUGUGGCUUUUCAGUAGCAACAGGUGCAGCAGCAAGACUAGUGUCAGGAUACGACAGCUAUGGAAAUAUCUGUGGGCAGAGAAAUGCAAAACUGGAAGCAAUAGCGAACAGUGGCCUGGACCACACCCACCGGAAGUAUGUGUUCUUUUUGGACCCAUGCAAUCUGGACUUGAUAAACAGGAAGAUCAAGUCUAUGGCACUGUGUGUAGCGGCAUGUCCACGACAGGAGUUGAAAACCCUGAGUGACGUCCAGAAGUUUGCCGAGAUCAAUGGUUCAGCACUGUGUAGCUACAACAUAAAGCCUUCCGAGUACACUCUGACUGCAAAAUCCUCUGCCUUUUGCCCCAAACUACCAGUACCAGCCAGUGCACCUAUUCCAUUCUUCCAUCGCUGUGCUCCUGUGAACAUUUCCUGCUAUGCCAAGUUUGCAGAGGCCCUGAUCACCUUUGUCAGUGACAAUAGUGUCUUACACAGGCUGAUUAGUGGAGUAAUGACCAGCAAAGAAAUUAUAUUGGGACUUUGCUUGUUAUCACUAGUUCUGUCCAUGAUUUUGAUGGUGAUUAUCCGGUAUAUCUCAAGAGUGCUAGUGUGGAUCCUAACGAUUCUGGUCAUCCUGGGUUCACUAGGUGGCACCGGUGUACUAUGGUGGCUAUAUGCAAAGCAGAGAAGGUCCCCCAAAGAAACAGUUAUUCCUGAACAGCUUCAGAUCGCGGAAGACAAUCUGCGGGCGCUCCUCAUCUAUGCCAUUUCUGCUACGGUGUUCACUGUCAUUCUCUUCCUGAUCAUGCUGGUUAUGCGUAAACGCGUCGCUCUCACCAUCGCCUUGUUCCACGUGGCUGGCAAGGUCUUCAUACACCUGCCUCUGCUAGUCUUCCAGCCCUUCUGGACUUUUUUUGCUCUCGUCUUAUUUUGGGCAUACUGGAUAAUGACACUUCUCUUCCUUGGCACUACUGGCAGUGCUGUUCAGAAUGAACAAGGUUUCGUGGAGUACAAAAUCUCUGGGCCUUUGCAGUACAUGUGGUGGUACCACGUGGUCGGCCUGAUUUGGAUCAGUGAGUUCAUUCUCGCCUGUCAGCAGAUGACUGUGGCAGGAGCUGUGGUAACAUACUACUUUACAAGGGAUAAACGGAAUUUGCCUUUCACACCUAUUCUGGCAUCAGUGAACCGCCUUAUUCGUUACCACCUCGGUACUGUGGCCAAAGGAUCCUUCAUUAUCACCCUCGUCAAGAUCCCCAGGAUGAUCCUUAUGUAUAUCCACAGUCAGCUCAAAGGGAAGGAAAACGCUUGUGCACGAUGCAUGCUGAAAUCCUGCAUUUGCUGCCUUUGGUGUCUUGAAAAGUGCCUGAGCUACUUAAACCAGAAUGCAUACACAGCCACAGCCAUCAAUAGCACCAACUUCUGCACCUCAGCAAAGGAUGCCUUCGUCAUUCUAGUGGAGAAUGCUCUGCGAGUGGCUGCCAUCAACACAGUGGGGGACUUCAUGUUAUUCCUAGGCAAGGUGCUGAUAGUCUGCAGCACGGGCCUGGCUGGGAUUAUGCUGCUCAACUACCAGCAAGAUUACACAGUGUGGGUGCUGCCUCUCAUCAUCGUCUGCCUCUUUGCUUUCCUAGUCGCUCAUUGCUUCCUGUCCAUUUACGAAAUGGUAGUGGAUGUGUUGUUUUUGUGUUUUGCCAUUGAUACAAAAUACAAUGAUGGGAGCCCAGGCCGAGAAUUCUAUAUGGACAAAGUCCUAAUGGAGUUUGUGGAAAACAGUAGGAAAGCAAUGAAAGAAGCUGGUAAGGGAGGCGCCGCGGAUGCCCGAGAGCUAAAGCCGAUGGUAGGUGGCGAUGAGGAGGUGGCUGCCCUCCACGACUUUCCCUUUCACUUCUUCUCUGUCUGUGUCUUCACUGACUGCACGUCCUCUGGAGAAGCGUUUGUUGUCUGUAUCACGCAGGACAUGCUGCUCUUUCUGUUUGCCUGCUUACCCAUCACUUGGAUGGCAGAGGUCCUGUCACAACUGAGACUACCACCUGUGAAAGCGAGCUGAAAGGAACAGCGGCCCUGCCAGCCAGCGCUCAGGGGCCAGGGCGACCGCUUGCCUCCAAGUGAAAGCUGUUUUUCUUGCUGUCAGUAUUUAGUUUUCAUCCCACGGGACACGUCGGGGUGUCUUUGAACCGGCAGGUCGUUUCAAUCAUUCUAGAAGGUGAUCGUGAAAGUUCCUUUCAGCUUGCUAAAGUUCAUAAUUCCUCCUUUUUUAAAAACAAUAUUGUUCUGUUUACAUUGCUGUCCUUCCCUCUGCGGACUCUCUCUUCUCUUGCCCAGACUGCACUUUCUUUGCUGUUGUUAUUUCUGUUUGUUUAUUUGGUUUGGUUUUGAGUUAUCGUUGCCUCCAAGAAGGCGAUUUCCAUCAAUACCCACAUGCCAUCUUGGGAAGACAGUCUGCUCACACCUCCAUUGUAAAAGGAAUCAAGUUCUCCAACCUGUCACAGGUAAUAGAUAGAGUUAAUAGGUAGAUGACUGAUACUUAGGUAGACAGACAUACAGAUCGACAGACAGACAGAAAUUAAUAUAUGGGUAGAUGGAUACAUAGAUGAUAGAUGAUGUUGAUCAAUAAUAGGUAGCCAGACAGAUGAUAGAUUUUUUUUUUUAAUUUGGGGGAGAAAAAUGACUUCAUCAGUUUAGCAUCCCCUGACUUGUUUCUCUUGGAGAUAUUCCCACAUCUCAAAGCUACCCUGGUCUGAUUGGAAUGAUGCUGCCAAGUCAAUCGUGACAUGAAGAAAUGUCACAUGUGCUGCCUGGUUGUCCUCACUGUUUAAAGAAUCCAAGCCUGAAACUUUAAAGGGACAUAUAUAAAAACCUGUGAAGGGACAGGCUUGCCUCGCCCUCCUUUGUGGUGGUCGAAAUUUCCACUGACUCAGUCUUCAGUAAUAAGCAUUUUUAAGAAAGGUAGAAAUAUUUAAAGUUGAAGACCAGCCAAUUUGGCCAUGGACACGGCAUGUAUUUCCAUUGUGAUUCUUAGCAAGGAACAGAUGAAUUCUGAUAGCCCGGAAUACCAGUAUCCUUUCCCUACCAGAAACGCUGAUUUAUAGUCACUGAUCCUAAGAGGAUUGCCCAAGUCGCAUAGCAUUCCGUCAGAGGCCACAGCCUUUUCCUAACUGCUUUCCACCGUGGCCCAUACCACGUGAAAAGUAUUAACGUCCCCUUUCAUCAGUCUGUAGCUUCCCUACAAGCUCUGUCCCGAGCGCAUCUUUUGUGUGCAUUGUCCUUCUGAUGGGCACUACAGCAUUUGACGCCCAAGGAUGCCAUUGUGAAGAAGUCUCCCCAACUCUGAAACAGUGGAGAACAUGACUUAGAUUACAGCCCAGUUUCUGACGCAUGCCAUUAAACAUUUCUUCUCAUGCCCAGUAAACAUGUGGAGUUGACGCCUACUGUGCACCACCCCUUGUGGACGUAACGAACUAUCUGAGCGCUUCGGCACUGAAGCAAGGGUGUUAUAGGAAAUGAGCCGCCUGUCCUCAUUUGCUGGGCUUCUCCUCAAAUAGAAGCUGUCCUCACAAGCAUCACGUCUGUCUCACUAUACAUACAGCAGCACCACUGCCGUCUGUCUGUCUCUCACCCUGUGGGCUGUGUCUGCAUUUAGAUUUUGUUUCUUAUUAUUAUAGCCUGUAAAAACAUUUUUUUUUUUUAGGAAGAUGUGGCUUUUAGAUUGUCUUCUUGAUUGGGUAUUGUUAAACUAAAUGAGAAACUGCCACUUUCCUUCUUGAACUAUUCAAAAGAGCCUCACUAGUUUAAAACCCUUUCAAGAUUCAUGAGGUCUCUGUACAGUUCUCAGGAACCGUUUGCUGAAUGGGGUGACUUGCUUUUGGAGAAAGGGCUGUCUGCUUGCUGGACAAGGUUUCUCUAGGGUGUGGGCUGUAGUAGGACGUUGUGUGUGUCUCACUGGUGGCCCUGAAAGAUGGCCUGCAGAAUUCCAGCAUCUUGGGCUCCAGAGAGGAGCCUCCACCUGUGUUGCCUUGUUGCUGUUGUGACCAUGUGUGUAUACUAAUAGCAUCAUCACUCAUAUCUCCUUUCAGCGGUAAUUUUCUAAGAUUAUCCUCUGUAUGGCUUUGUUUUCUAGGCUUCGGGAGCAAGUUCUGCUUGAACAUAGCCGGCGGUUAUGGACCCCAUUGACAUUCCAAAACAAUAUAUACACAUAACUAUGUA